Molecule: messenger RNA, 1215 nt
Organism: Penicillium cataractarum
Lineage: Eukaryota; Fungi; Ascomycota; Eurotiomycetes; Eurotiales; Aspergillaceae
Gene: mvd1
Product: diphosphomevalonate decarboxylase MVD1
Exons: 2
Coding region: 1-1215 (404 amino acids)
Biological process (GO): isoprenoid biosynthetic process; isopentenyl diphosphate biosynthetic process, mevalonate pathway
Cellular component (GO): cytosol
Molecular function (GO): diphosphomevalonate decarboxylase activity; ATP binding
Source: RefSeq, a predicted model, not a curated record
AUGGCGACUCCAUCUGACCAGCCCGUUUACCGGGCCACUACUACCGCCCCUGUCAACAUUGCGGUCAUCAAAUACUGGGGCAAGCGUGAUACUACCCUCAACCUCCCUACCAACUCCUCUCUCUCUGUCACCCUUUCUCAGCGUUCUCUGCGCACCCUGACUACUGCCUCCGCCUCCGCCAACUACCCCGCCGAGGAUACCUUGAACUUGAACGGCAAGCCGCAAGAGAUCCAAUCCUCCAAGCGCACCCUUGCUUGUCUCUCCAACUUGCGUGCUCUCCGCAAGUCUCUCGAAGAUGCCGAUGCCUCGCUCCCCAAGCUCUCUGCCCUGCCCCUCCGAAUCGUCUCUGAGAACAACUUCCCCACCGCCGCCGGUCUGGCCAGUUCCGCUGCUGGUUUUGCUGCUCUGGUCCGCGCCGUUGCCAACCUUUACCAGCUGCCUCAGUCUCCGCGUGAGCUGAGCCGUAUCGCCCGUCAGGGCUCGGGCUCUGCUUGUCGGUCCCUGAUGGGUGGCUACGUCGCCUGGCGCACCGGUGAGCAGGCGGACGGCAGCGACAGCUUGGCCGAGGAGGUGGCUCCUGCUUCCCACUGGCCGGAGAUGCGCGCUCUGAUCCUGGUGGUCAGCGCCGAGAAGAAGGACGUUCCUAGCACUGAGGGUAUGCAGACUACCGUGGCUACUUCAGACCUCUUCGCUACUCGGGCUCAGUCCGUCGUUCCUGAGCGUAUGGAUGCCAUUGAGGCAGCUAUCCGUGACCGUGACUUCCCCAAAUUUGCGGAGAUCACCAUGCGUGAUUCGAACACUUUCCACGCCACCUGCUUGGACUCGUGGCCCCCUAUUUUCUACAUGAACGACGUCUCCCGUGCUGCCGUCCGCCUUGUUCACGACAUCAAUCGUGCAGUCGGCCGUACCGUGGCCGCUUAUACUUUCGAUGCUGGCCCCAACGCUGUUAUUUAUUACGAGGAGAAGGACUCAGAACUUGUCGCUGGUACGGUCAAGGCUAUCCUCGGCGCUAGUGCGAGCGGCUGGGAGGGUCCCUUCUACGAGGACCUGGCCAACCUUACCGCCCCCGGCGUCGCUCUCGACAACAUUGACUCGCGUGUUCUGGACGUCCUGAAGAGUGGCGUGAGCCGUGUCAUUCUGACCGGUGUUGGCGAGGGCCCCGUUACUGUCGAGGAUCACCUGGUGACCGAGACUGGAGAGAUCGUCACCAACUAG